Neltuma alba is the source of this 839-nucleotide messenger RNA. Its product is annotated as classical arabinogalactan protein 26-like. Lineage: Eukaryota; Viridiplantae; Streptophyta; Magnoliopsida; Fabales; Fabaceae. The coding region runs from base 167 to 583 and encodes 138 amino acids. The record is from RefSeq and is a predicted model, not a curated record. The transcript has a single exon.
UGGAACCCCACUACCACAUCUCAAAGACCCUUUUUAAUGCCUCAAUCAUGAACUCCUCCUUGGUUUCUCCAAUCUCAGUUUCCUCUGUGUCUUUCCUUCUCUCUUGCAGACACAUUAAUUAGAGUACCAUCAUUAAGUCAAUAUAUAUUUGAUUCUGUGAUCAUUUAUGGCUUCCUUUGGGUCAUUCACUGCGAUCUUCCUCGCCUUGAUAGCGUCCCAUUUUUCAUCCUCCUUGGCUUCUCCACCAAGUGUGCGUUUCUCAGCCAUAUCAGCAGCACCAACAGUAUUACCUGGUGCUCCUCUGGCCUCUACUCCUCUCUCCCCAGAUAUUGAGCCACUCUUCCCCUCUCCUGGUAAAAGUGCUUUCUCACCAUCCGAUUCUUCGUUGCCCACCAUUCCAGCGAGCCCCAGUCCUCCAAAUCCAGACGCUUUCGGUACUCCAGGGCCAGUAAUGGCGUUUCCUCCAUCUGAGUCUGUGACAGCCCAUGCCCCUGUUUCACACUCUUCAUCUCACCCUGUGAAUCUCAUCUCAUAUCUGGCCUCACUGGUAAUUUGCCUGAUGCUGCAGUUUCAUGGCAUGUGAUUCUGAAAAGAUGCUGCUGUUUCUACUUUACUGUUCUUGUCGCUAUUAGAGCAUUCCCUUUUCUGAUCUUGUUUUUGGUACAUUGUAUGAGGCAUGAGGCACUGUCGAAUGAUGCUUCUAGGUUAAUAUUAAUAAUCUUUUAAUGUUGGCAAGAGUUAUCUUUUAACUAUUAACCGUCUGUGUUUAUUUUUGUGUGCUGGAAAUUUUCUUUUACAUGUUUUUUCUUCUCAAUGAGAGUAACACCUUCCACCGGCAA